AUGUUCAAAGGUGUCGGUAGCCUCCCUCUUGCAGUUGGGGCACGCUUCUGCAAGUGCCGUCCACGGAGAAAGGCUAUUCACAGAGAAGUCAGCGACUUGAUACCAUUGGUGUAUGCAUUGGCCGUCGAUGUCCACAUGCAUCGAAUGAACCAUCUUUCUAAGUAUCGUAGCAGGAUCGAGGAGAUCAUGGAGAGCACGAGUUCCAUCUGGCCGGAACUGCAACGGUUGAGCAAAACGAUGAUCUUGAGUUUGACUGACAGUGUUGAGUUGCAGUACAUCUCUGAGGACGAUGACGAUCCCAAAGGCUUAUGGGCUUAG
Colletotrichum costaricense is the source of this 318-nucleotide messenger RNA. RefSeq lists its product as uncharacterized. The record is from RefSeq and is a predicted model, not a curated record. Lineage: Eukaryota; Fungi; Ascomycota; Sordariomycetes; Glomerellales; Glomerellaceae. Bases 1 to 318 code for a protein of 105 amino acids. The transcript has a single exon.